AAAUGUUCAGUUUCAGUUAAAAAGUUUCAUGGAGAAUUAACUGGCAGUGGCAAAUUGUAUUUUAUUGUAAUACUGCUUAUUUAUAAGCUGAAGCUGUUUAGAUUGGAUACCUCUACUAUUUUCUUAAUUCAUAUGUAUUGGCAUAAUGGCGGAUAUGUGGUGACUACUGGGAAGUUGUUCAGUAGUCUGAGAGAAUUAUGUUUCCUAAUAGCUAUGAUCAGAUUGCUGUUUGUAUAAUUUUACUGGUAACUGCUAAAAGUGUUUUGCACUAAUAUGUAUGAAAUUUGGGAAGGCUGGUUUAAUGAUUUCCAGCAUGUUUUGGUUUGAUGAUGUUUGGUAGCUGACGUCAUAAGAGAACUAACAUGGCGGAUUUAUUUGCAAAAUAUAACUGUACAUAUUGCCAGGAAGAUAUCACGGGACUAAGAAUAAAGUGUGCAGAAUGCCCUGAUUUCGAUUUGUGCCUACAGUGCUUCUCUGCUGGAGGAGAGAUUGGACAGCAUCGAAAUGAUCAUGCCUACCAGUUCAUGGAUUCGGGUGCAAUUGGAGUUGGUCUUGGACGAGGUGGAUGGUCAGCUCGUGAAGAACUGCAUUUAUUGAAUGCCAUUGAACAGUAUGGCUUUGGAAACUGGGAAGAUAUAAGCAGACAUAUAGAGACUCGUACAAGUGAAGAAGCCAAGGAAGAAUACAUAUCACGCUUCAUAGAGGGAAGCAUCGGUCGUUUAACAUGGCCUCCUGCACAGAGUUCAAAAUCGAAACUGACUGAUCAGACAUGCACAAAUUCUGAUCCACUUUCUCCUACACUGACAGCACAGCUGCCGCCAAUGGAUAUAACUCCAGAAGAGGCAACACAGCUUGGAUAUAUGCCACAGCGAGAUGAUUUUGAGAGGGAAUAUGACAAUGGAGCAGAAUCAUUGGUGUCGUCAUUGUUUGUAAACAACAUUGAAGAUGAAGAAUUGGACAUUGCGCUGAAACUGGCCCAGGUUGACAUGUACACAAGACACCUUCGUGAAAGGGCGAGACGGAAGAGAUUGGUGAGAGACUAUCAGUUAGUUUCGCAGUUCUUUGCUUCCAACAGGAAAGACAGACCAGUGCAACGGAAGAAGCUUUCUAAAGAGGAAAGGGAAUUCCAGGAUCGUAUGAGGGUUUUCACUCAGUUUCAUACUGCUCAAGAACAUGAGCACUUCCUACACAACCUUCAGAGGGAGAGAGAACUUAGACUACGCAUCAGCGAGCUGAUGAGGUACCGACGCAAUGGCUUAACUCAGCAUGAAGAGUGCACACAUUUUGAGCAGCAACGUCUACAGUUUGAGGAGUGGAAGGAAAAACGAUCUGGCAGCAGUGGGUCCAUCCUCUCAUCGCAAUCAAGAAAAAGAGAAAGAAACGACGACGCCUCAUCUUCUAUCGAAGAAAGGUCCACCUGCAGAAGCAGCAGAAGUCCCAGCCACGAUAGCAGUGGAGAUGGGGUGGAGACGAUGACACCAGAGGAGAUCUCCACCCUGCCAGAAUACCAUCUCCUGACACCUCAUGAAGUUAAGCUGUGUACAUCAUUGAAUAUGAAGCCUUCCCAAUACCUUACGUGGAAGACACUACUACUGCGUGAACAUGGGAGAAAGGGAGCAAAGAAGGAAGACUUUUUAUCUAGUGAAAAUUCUGGCCCAGAGACCCAGAUCUUACAUUACCUUGUUAAUAGUGGCUGGAUCACUGCCCGCUAAAUAAUCUUCGUUUAAUAAGGGUACAGUUGUGGACCAUAACUAAAACAUAAUGUGAUUAAGUGAAGUAGGCCAUCUUUCUCUUCCUUUCAACGUAUGUCCACUGUUGUUGGCUUAUGCAUAGACCACUGAACAUAUAUUUACUGUGUACAUAUAUGAACUAUGUAAUUAGAAGCAUUUGGUGAUCUCAGCUACCUUUUAUUAGCUCAUGUAGUACAAUUCUUAUUAAGUCAUUGGCUAGGGGGAGAAAUGCACCAAAUAUUUCUUUCAUAGUUAUUUUUGAUAUGCAUAUUGUCUAAGUGUACAGUGUAAAGCUAACGUAUAAAUAUUACCAACUAUUAGUAAAUAAACCAAAUGAAAUUUCGUAAAAAAGGCAGAGAGAAAUCAGUGCUGUUAAUUAAAAUACUAUGUACUUUCUGUACAUAAGAGCUUCAGUGAUUUCACCUUUUAAACAGAAGCCAAAUUGUAAAAAUAGAGGGACAAGCAGAAGUAUAAUGCUUUUGGUAGCAGGCCUUCAUCUUUCUUUAUUUCUUUGCAGAUUCUUUGCAACACUGAUUGUUUAAACAAUAGGAAGCUAUUUAAUUUACUUUAUAUUGUAUGGGUUGUCCAUUUCUUUAUGGUCAAUAUUGAUUCCUCAUACAUGAAUUUUGUGAUAUUUGAUGUGGAAACAUGUAAGAACUUGGUUGUAUAUAGUGUACCUGAAAUGUGUUGUAUAUAUUUUGUGGAGUUGCAGUUCAGAAUAUGUUCAUUAUGUUGUUGUGCAAUCACUUCAAAGAUAAAAAAUUGUCAGUAUGUUAUUAAACAACUAAUACUUCCAUAAAUGCUAUGUAGUGACAGUUUGCAGUUGUUUUAAUAUUCUGGCUCUUGUGCAUCUGUUUUGCAUUUAUAAUACAUGAAGUAAUGCAGUUUCUUUGGUAAUCAGAGAAAGUACAAUGUUUUGUGAAAAAAUUCAUUAUCAAGCUAUGGCUAAAAUGAUAACACUGUAAAAAUGUUACGAAAAUCAAGUGAAUAGUGGGCUUCAUGUAGUUACAGUCACAUGCCCUUAUUACAAUCUUAAUUUCAUGUGUAACUCUGUAAUAUCUAGUCCAUGUACCAUCUCCUAGUUCUGUAAGUUUAAUUUAAAUUUAUAGACAGUAUGCUCUGUCAUUAAAAACUUUUACCUCAAUGCUGCUUGUUAGUGUCAUUGUCGAAGUAUACAAAUAUGAUAGGAAAAAGACUUUAAAGCUCUAGAUGAAAUGUGAAAUGAAGUCUGUGACAAUACCAAUACAAUCUGCUGAGCUGUUUCAGAAAUGUAUUGCUCUUUUUUGAGUUUAUGGAGUACAAGUUUGAAUCAUGGCUUCACCUGGAAAUAUGACAUUUUAGCUUCUACUAUAUAAAUGGAAUUAAUUCAGUUCCAAUUUGUGGCAUUUUGUGUAAGAAAUAUCACAUUGUUAUCUAAUAUAUAUCUGCCAGAAGUGAUCAAAAUAGUAAAAAUUCUUAACAAUAUUGAACUUGGCAUGAUGCAAAUAUAGUUGUUUAUUAUGGCAUAGAAGUUGACUUGAUUUUUUAAAGUUUUUCACUUUUUGUAUUACCACCACCAUUAGACAUUGAUUACAUGCCAUGCCUCGUGGCAAAGCAGCUAUGAAUUAGUCUUAGAUUGCUAAACACUCAAUUUUUGGUUAAGAAAUUAUUGUUCUGUUUGCUGGUUAGAAGUCCCAUGUAACAUGUAGUAAUGCAUCAAUCUCUCUGAGCAGUAAAAUUGGUGCACUCCUGUAAAUCAGUUGAUAAGUAAGCAAGCUAUUAA
This is a messenger RNA of Schistocerca nitens (vagrant locust), 3492 nucleotides long. Its product is annotated as transcriptional adapter 2B-like. Lineage: Eukaryota; Metazoa; Arthropoda; Insecta; Orthoptera; Acrididae. Gene Ontology annotation, molecular function: zinc ion binding; transcription coactivator activity; chromatin binding. The record is from RefSeq and is a predicted model, not a curated record. The transcript is spliced from 12 exons. Gene Ontology annotation, biological process: chromatin remodeling; regulation of transcription by RNA polymerase II. Gene Ontology annotation, cellular component: nucleus; SAGA-type complex. Bases 363 to 1712 code for a protein of 449 amino acids.